GGAGCUGCGUCGAGUUAAGAAAUGGUCGGACCAGAGCACGGAAUCAGCUUCCGGCGAUCGUUCGAUUUGACAGUCGCGAGUGGAUGAAGAUUGGAGGGCAGCAGAGGCGUCCAGCGAGACUGUGAAUCUGCACUCUGGCUCUGAAGUGUUGGCAACUCCAGCUUGUGUCGCGGUUUUGUCAACCGGCGAUUUGGUUUUGCGCGAUAUUCUUGCAACGGAGGAAGGUCCUCUUUUCUGUUCCUCCCGAAGCUCGAGUGUUAUUCCAUCUCGUAGUCAAUUUAGCGUUUUUGUGGGGAAGAGGAUUUGUAGCGGCUUGGUGCUGGUUUUCGAACGCUGUUGUUUCAGGGUGGAGUAGUGCUCGUACUUUAGUUUCUCUGUUGGAAGACUCCGGUUCAUUGGAGGCUCAGUCAAAAUUGGAGGCUCAAGUUGUGUGGAUCUUGGGGUUGUCUCAGUUCAGGCUUCAGGCUUGAUUGAACUUCGCCGGUUUUGAAACUUCGAAGUAUGGUGAUGAUUAUUUUCUAGAGGAAAAUGGAAUGGUCUACAUCUUGGAGAUUCAGGUGAAGGUGGAAAAGCGGAAGUCGUAAUGUUAUAGUGUGUUGCAAUUCAUUUUGGUCAUUGGCAAAAUUCUGAUCGAUCAACGAUAGUUCGCUCAAUUGGAGUGUUCUAUUUUAUCAAUCGUUUCUGGUAGAAAUCUGGACAAUUCCUUCUGGUUCUGUUUAAACGAUGAUAUGAUCACUGGGGUCGAUCGUACUUGAAGCAAUAACAAGUGGACUUAUUCAUCACUCAGCAUCCGUGGUUCUGUCCAUUCGCUUCUUCACUAACCUAAACGGCUAUUCGGGAGCAAAGGCUUCUGGAGUCGGGAAAUGUCUAUGAGUAUGAAGUCAAGUCAGUUAGUACAUACAUAUCAGAUUAUUUCUACGCCUCAACGCCCCGAGUUGUCAGUUAAUGGAUCGAGAGGCAUUAGAGGAAUGUGCCCUCACAUACACCACCUGAGCAUAUCAGGAUGUAAGGCGACCAGAAACUUAAUUAAGCACUCGCUCUUAGAUUCUAGACAUGGAUGCAGUUUACAUGUUCCAAAGUUGCGUCCAAGGAGGUGUUCCGGCAUAACUUUCUCUGGGCGAAAAGACUCAGGGAAUAUCAGCAGCCUUGAGAGACUAGUAAAAUGGACGGCGAGGUCAGAGCUGGAGCAGAAGGAAGACUUGAAAGAGGAGCAGACGAAACCGACUAUAAUAAAAUCAGACGAUUCCAAAUUUGAGGGGCUUAUGAUCAGGGCGCAAAAUGUGCAGAUGACUGCUCGAAUAUUCACCUCCAUGAUGACCUGGGUUGUUCUAUUUUUCUUGUCCAGUGUCUUGGACGGAGAUUCUCAAAGGUCACAAGAUUUAGGGAAGAAGAAUGGAAAGCGUGGACCUCGCAGGUAGACGGCACAGAAUGCAAGCCUUUAACUGGCUUUAUACUGUACCAAACAUAUACCUUCUCCAUCUUAGCAUGGGAUGCGGUUCAUUUUACAAAUGGACUUUUCCCGGGGCUGCACGGCUCGUAGAGGCAGAGGCGAUUGUCUUCAGGGCUAUUGAUGUUCUUCAUAUAGAAACUUGCUUGACUAGGACGAGGUUGUGGGUUUCGUCGUCAAAGUCAGAGGCUGAUUUUGGUCGACCCACAACCUGCUAAUUAUUUGCCAAACAACUGUUGCUCCACAGUUUGGCCUUAACUCAGAAUUCUGUCAGUCCAACAGCGACCUGAUCCUCUACAUCAAGCCUUAGUUGUCAUGUACGAGGAAAAUAUCAUCAGGCUUGAAGAUUUGAGGCAUCCAUUCUCACAUUCGGAUGCACAAGCUGGUCAAUCACGAAACAGACCAAGGAUUACACGUCCUUCGGUAACAAAUUUAAGGGUGAGGUUGGUUGUCCGAGACGCUGCUCAUCUUUAGCUAAGAUCUUAGUUAAAGAUGAGCAGCGAUAUUUUCAAACAGUUGUCCACAGUAGCUAACAGAGCAGUCAUAAAACAUGGCUUCUUUCAUAGGUAAUCGCCCUGUAGCUCUCUUUGGGCAUUUCAUGUACAUAUCGUUUGUGAAUAUCUUGAUAGACGUGCUGAUGAAAAUCAUUACGAACAAUGUUUAUGGGAUCUCAAUAUUGCCUUGUAUCGAAUGCAAGGGGAUAUGAAUGUAAAUUUUGGCCUUUCAAGCAUGAAAAGAAAUGAGGAUUCGGUUGUG
Marchantia polymorpha subsp. ruderalis is the source of this 2203-nucleotide messenger RNA. NCBI's taxonomy places the organism in Eukaryota, Viridiplantae, Streptophyta, Marchantiopsida, Marchantiales, Marchantiaceae. The record is from the annotation of a GenBank genome assembly.